Xyrauchen texanus (razorback sucker) is the source of this 784-nucleotide messenger RNA. It is a transcript of the gene tspo, whose product is annotated as translocator protein. Gene Ontology annotation, cellular component: mitochondrial outer membrane. The record is from RefSeq and is a predicted model, not a curated record. Bases 151 to 636 code for a protein of 161 amino acids. Lineage: Eukaryota; Metazoa; Chordata; Actinopteri; Cypriniformes; Catostomidae. The transcript has 4 exons.
CAAGCAAACUACUCUUUUUUUUCUACACUUGACCAGCCUCAUUCGUCGCGCACGCCCACUGACAGUUCUAAGAAGUUAUAUCAUGAUUUCAAGAGCACUCGGGUCAUAGAAGGACAUCGAUACAUCUCUCUCUCUCUCUCUCUCUUCAGGAUGUGGAUUCCCAUGCUGAGUUUGACUGCCCUGCCUCACAUUGGUGGGAUAUUUGGGGGUCUUAUAACAAGGAAGGAGGUGAAGACAUGGUACACUACGCUCAACAAACCUUCAUGGAGGCCACCUAAUGCUGCUUUUCCAGUGGUGUGGACCACUCUCUACACUGGCAUGGGAUAUGGUUCAUACCUUGUGUGGAAAGAGCUUGGAGGCUUCACACAGGAUGCACUAGUGCCACUGGGGCUCUAUGGGUUGCAGUUGGCACUUAACUGGGCAUGGACCCCCAUCUUCUUUGGAGCACACAACAUUAAACUGGCAAUGAUAGAGAUAGUGAUGCUCACUGGCACAGUCACAGCCACCAUGGUGACUUGGUAUCCCAUCAGCCGCACUGCAACACUGCUCAUGGCGCCAUAUAUGGCCUGGCUCUGCCUUGCUACCAGCCUCAACUACUGCAUCUGGAGAGACAAUCCAGAUCCAAAAAAAGACUAAAGAGGCCAAUAAAAACAAACACCAUUCUAACUAACACAACAGACUAGUUUUUCUUUAAUCCACUAUGAAAAAAUGCAAUCAUGAUUUCAAACUUUGCCAUUUUGCAGUUACUGAUUAGUAAUUAUCAAGAAUGAAAGAAAUCUUUAGU